UUAUUCAGUCCUAGAUUAAUUUUACCAUUUCCAAAUUUAUCGUCCGGCUCGUGUCCGUCAACCAAAUUACGAAAGUCGCACGUUAAAACCGAAACAAAAUUUCUAGAUGUGUAUUAAGUGUUAUUGUUCCAUUAUCACUCCCUGUAAUCGGUCAUUCACUUUUAUUUAAAAAUAGAAAUAAGAAACAUUGUUUUGUGAUGGUUCUUCGCACAGUUCUCAAAUUACCAUAGGUACAACAAGUGCAUUCGCCAAACGUUUCAACCACCGGCACCGUGCCCACCAUCCACCGGUCAGUUUUCCACGGAACUUUUCCGACGCAAUGCCGGCCGAGAUCUUCGGUCUUAUAUUAUUUGGCGGUGAAUAACCCCGAGUUCAAUGCCUUUUCGCCGCGCCUCUCAACACAAACCGCUUCAUAUUAAACGGGUUUUUACUAAUCAAACAUCUUGCAUUCGAUGUACUAAACGCUUGCCUAAAAAAAAAAUCGACGUUUUAGCCCAAAUUCGAUGUACCAGCGGCUACGUCGACUCAUCAUCGAUCCGAAAUUCCGAAAAAAUUCCGAUGAUUUAACGUUGUUGUGUGUAUGUGUGUGUGUGUGUAGCCGGUCGGUCCGUGAACGUCCUUGUAAUGCUUCGAAGUUCGGGUGAAGUUUUGUAAAUGCUCGGGAAAAAAAAGGUCAAUGAACCGCCGAAGAUGACUUCUGUACAUUGUUAAAUUUACCGAUGACCCGUCGUCUUAUCUCGACGCCUCUCCUCGCAUGUCGCCACCGCGGAUUUUUUAACGAAUUUUCACUGGUUCGAAAUGGCACGAUCACAGAUUUUCGCUUGAUCGCAAACGCGACCCGCUUAAUAAAAGUAUCAGAUAAACAAGCAAUUAAUCGAGUUUAAUUAACGCUCUGUGAUUGUAUAUAAAACUACGAAACUAGUGUAAAGUACGUGUCAUUGACCUCUAAUCGACGUGAUCGAUUAACCGACCACCUUAAUUAAGUUAUCGCACCCGAAUUAAUUCGUGCGGCCCGACAAAUAAAAUCGCCACCUUCGUUUCCGAUUCACCCGAAUCUUAAGGCGAAAAAUCGGCCGUUCGAUCGGAAAUCACUUCGAAAAUUUUCGGCCGGUGUCAACGACCCCGCGGGUUCAUCGACAAUUUGGCAAAUGCAUGAUUUUUUCUAUUUAUAUUUUAUUCCUGUUUAUUUGGCUCGUCUAUAUUUUAAAAAUGGUUAAUUAAUCAAUAUUUUCCGUUGGUUGUAUGUACGGCGGGCCGUUCGCAAGUAAAUCUGGCGUGUCGUGUCGUUGACCUUUUCCAGGCGUUAACAAAUUGUGUAAACGACACAAUCGUUCCGUAUUGUUUUCGGCGUACCCGCAACGCGAGUUAACCCGUUCGCAAUAAAAUAGCCGUAGAAUAAAUCGGCGUCGACUCGACCACAGAGGUGUCCCGAUCUUGACCCCCGCCGGGGGCGGCGGUGGUGGUGGUUGAGUCGACCGGACCGAUGAAGGCACGCCACUUCGUACUCUCCCAAGUUUUAGGUACCCUAACAUGGAAAUCGAUGUGUUCGAAACGAACUCACGGCUGAGAUCGUGCGUCACGUGAACCACCUUCGGUGGCUGUGUUUGUUGUGUGAGCACCCGAAACUUUUAAGAGACCGUUUUCCAUCGUUCCAUCGCUUUUUUGUUUUUUUUUUUUUUUUGGUUUCUAAAUUCGCUUUAUUUCCGUCCCCGUUUUCGGCCAUGCGCCAAACCGCACCGGAAGGGGCGAGAAAAAGUGACCGAACGUUUUUUGUGUUGCGCGUAAAAUGGACUCGUUUCAUGAGUUGUUCACCGGGGAUAAUUGGUCGCACGGGGACGGCAGGGACGUGAGACAGGACAACAUAUCGUCGGUUGAUUCGUCGACGCCGCCGCCACUGCACCAAUUGGACGACAAAGAUGAUAGGAAAAGUGCCAAUUCCAUUAGAGCACAAAUCGAAAUAAUCCCGUGUAAAGUGUGUGGCGACAAAAGCAGCGGCGUCCACUAUGGGGUCAUCACGUGCGAGGGCUGCAAGGGAUUCUUCAGGCGGUCGCAAAGUUCAGUGGUAAAUUAUCAGUGUCCGAGGAACAAAAACUGUGUAGUGGACAGAGUUAAUAGGAACAGAUGUCAGUAUUGUCGACUGCAGAAAUGUCUGCGGCUCGGAAUGAGUCGGGAUGCCGUGAAGUUCGGUCGGAUGUCGAAGAAGCAGCGGGAGAAGGUGGAGGAUGAGGUCAGGUUCCACAGGGCACAAUUAAGGGCACAGAGCGACGCCGCGCCCGACAGCUCGGUGUUCGAACAACAAACGCCUUCGAGUAGUGACCAAUUACAUCAUAGUUAUAAUGGAGGCUACACCUACAACAGCGACGUCGGAACGUACACUCCCGCAUCGUACUACACGGGUACCACGCAGGUGCAGGCGAACUCGAUGGGCUACGACAUCUCGGCCGACUACGUGGACAGCACCACCGCAUACGACCCACGACCGGGUCUGGAACUCGGCGACACCGGCAGCCUGAUGGCCAACGUCGUCACAACAGAUCCGAGUCAGAUAUCCGAGCUGCUGUCGAAGACAAUAUCGGACGCACACUCCCGCACCUGUCUGUAUCAGCUGGAGCACAUACACGAGAUGUUCCGCAAGCCGCACGACUUGUCGCGGCUGCUCUUCUACAAGAACAUGGCGCACGAGGAGCUGUGGCUCGAGUGCGCGCAAAAACUCACCACGAUCAUCCAGCAGAUCAUCGAGUUCGCUAAAAUGGUACCUGGAUUCAUGAAACUGUCGCAGGACGAUCAGAUCGUGCUGCUCAAGGCCGGCAGCUUCGAACUCGCCAUUAUCAGGAUGUCGCGGUAUCUGGACUUGUCGCAAAACUGUGUCCUCUAUGGUGAUACGAUGCUGCCUCAAGACGCCUUCUUCACAUCGGACACAGCCGAAAUGAAGUUGGUGACGUGCGUCUUUGAAAUGGCGAAGAGCAUAGCCGAACUCAAACUUACCGAAACAGAGCUGGCGCUUUACUCAGCCUGCGUCCUCUUAUCUCCAGAUCGACCUGGUUUGAAAGGCUUGGGAGAAAUAGGACGACUGAGCCAAGCGGUACUGAGAGCACUGAGACUAGAACUAGAAAGAAACCACAACCUCCCCAUCAAGGGAGAUGUAACUGUAUGUGAUGCCUUGCUUACAAAAAUACCUACAUUAAGAGAAAUAAGUAUGCUUCACAUGGAUGCGUUAGGCAAACUCAAGCGGUCCGCUCCACAUCUAGAGUUUCCCGCACUGCAUAAGGAGUUAUUUAGCGUGGACAGUUGAAAACUUUCCCAACUCUCCUGAUCUGUAGCAGCAGCCUUGUGUAGCUACUAUUCCUUCAUACUGAAUGUAUCGGCCUUAAUUACAUAAAUAAUAUAAAAUUAAACUAUAAUUUCGUUAUUAUAAAAUAAAAUUUAUUGUUGUGACAUAGAAAUUUAAAGAGAAAUCGCAGAUCUCCUAAGUAUUGACUUUUAAAAAACUGCAAAAGCUUUAGAGCCAGGCCCUGAUUUCAAAGUACAACUAUUUGUUUGUUGUUUGUUAUAUCUAUGCAGCGUGUUAAAAAAUGGUUCUGAAUCCAAGGUGCUGAUUUUUUGUUUGGAGUAUAAUUUUUGCGGUUUUUUAAAUAAGAAUAUUUAUCAUCUUAUCUGCCACUUAAAAUAACACGCUACUACACAUAAGAUUAAAGUUAUACACUAUUGAUAUAUAAUAUAUGGACACUGCGUCAAAGAAUGUCGGACAUUUACAAUUAUUUUAGGGCUGAAUCCACCACUUCCGUGGACAUACAUAUUGUGCGUAAAAAAAUAUGCAAUCGAUAUAAAUAGUGAUUUUGUUUAAAUGAUAAAUGAGAUCUCCAAUUGAUUAUGGCUAAAGUGAAUUUGUAUGUCCAUACGAUAAAAAAGAUGUUCAGCUUUAAAAGAAAACGACUAGUUAGACUGCGUUAAAAUACGUAUGUAUACAGAAAUAUUAUAUGAAUCACUUUAGUUUUUAGAAUCAUAGCAAACAUACAAUACAAUAUAGAAGACUGUAAUGCUUAUACUGUAAGUUUUCGUUGUUCUUUGGCGUGGUGCUUUUUAGUUAAGUUUUACUUGGUGACACAUGGUUUUAUAAAAAUAUAUAUAAAGAGAUGUAUAUGUAUAAAGUAUAUGAAAUAGAAUAUAGAAUAUUUAUGAAAUAGAACUAUAUCUGACUCUGAUUUGCUCUUUGUUUUGUUGUGGAUCUGAGCAAAAGUAUUUUUGUUCUCUCCAAAGGAAAACAAAAUUUACAAUCGUGAUAAACAGGAAAUUCAUUUUCAAACUUAAAAAGAUUCGAAAAUCAUUACCUUUUUCAGAAAUUACAUAAACAUAUUUUUAUCAGAAUUUGAUUCGAGCUGCUAUACUUUUUUCCACUUUAUAAAAGUUACAAAUCGCUAGAUUAACCAAAGACGAUUUUUAUACAUUGAAUUUCCUCUUUCAAUAGCUGCACGUAAAAUUAAUUAAAAUCAUGUUGAAUGUCCUAUUUGAUCCCGUAGAUCCUUAAUCUACCUCUUGUAACAGUUAUAUUGUAUGGAAUAGACACUAAGAUAAAAAACCUACAAAAUAAUUUUGCAAUAAUCAUUAGUUUAAUAGUUUGUGCUUGAUAGGAAAAACAAAUACAUGGAAAUUAGUUUAUAUCUCUGUAGCUUAGAUUUUGUAACGGUUGAUUUCAACUCUAUCGACAAUCCAAUCGACCUUUAUACAGAUUUUAUCUAGUUAUCGGUUACAUAAGUGCAAUACAGUUCUUAUUUCACGUGUUGGUAUUCCGAAGUCGUCGUACGAUCAUACGUUUAAAGCACUGGGAAUUUGCAUAAUUUUCCAGAGAAAAAUAUUAGACUGAGUAAAAAAGUGGCUUAAAAUUUUUAACGGUGUAAUCUUAGAUGGUUGUAGUAGGAAAUGUAAUUCGACAAGCGGGAUAACGUGUGAAAUGGACGAGUACCAAUGACUGAAAUAGAAUAACCAAUUUAAAUUGUUUCACUGUUUAUGUAAUUUCUUUCUCAAAAUGCCAGGAUACAUAGUUCUAAUUUUAAGUUAGUUUUAAAAGUGCUUGUCAAUGUUAACCAUUGUCAACGGAUAUAAUUGUUUAUAUUGUAGUGUUUCAACCCAGUGUUAUAAAACUAUUUAUAUUUGUUGUAGCAUAAAAAAUUAACAUCACGUUUAUUUUUUAUUGAAAAAUAUAUAUUAUGUUUAUUAUAUUAUUGAAUAAUUUUGUAUAGAGAUUUUAUAUAUUAUUUGUUAGGUUUUAAGGGCAAAGUUAUUGACAAUGGUUAACAUUUAUUUUAUUUUGAGAGGCUAUUAGUUAUAUUUGUGUUUAGCGGGCCUCGCAAUUUAGUUCGUCAAACGUUACUAAAUUCAUUGUUGUGCUAUACGCACCUAUAACUUUUUAUGAUAUGUAAUUUGCCUUUUUAUGUUAACUUUUUGUUAAAUAAAUAUACACCUCCUUUUUA
Messenger RNA from Aethina tumida (small hive beetle), 5468 nucleotides. RefSeq names its product probable nuclear hormone receptor HR3 (gene Hr3). The record is from RefSeq and is a predicted model, not a curated record. NCBI's taxonomy places the organism in Eukaryota, Metazoa, Arthropoda, Insecta, Coleoptera, Nitidulidae. Gene Ontology annotation, molecular function: RNA polymerase II cis-regulatory region sequence-specific DNA binding; zinc ion binding; nuclear receptor activity. The transcript is spliced from 9 exons. Gene Ontology annotation, biological process: regulation of transcription by RNA polymerase II. Gene Ontology annotation, cellular component: nucleus. Bases 1787 to 3292 code for a protein of 501 amino acids.